AUGGACCGCCUAAGACCCGGCCGCUACGAGGCUCAGCCCCGCUCCUCGUCGUCCAGCUCACAAGCCUCGUCGGCCGGCACUGGCUCCUCGCGCGGAGCCCACACACCCCUCACCAGCCCGUCCCUCUCGGAACCCGACUCCGCAGGCUGGUCCGACUACGGUUUCAGCCCAUCGCCUGCCAAUGCCGCCGAUCCCCCCAGCAGCAGCGGCGCCACUGGCGCGCCCAACGGCACCGCACCCAAACUGUCACCCUUAGAGAUGCUCAUGCAGCGCGGAAAACAGGUACAGCACGACAUCUGGCGCCCAGAAAUCGACGCAGCCCACUCGGGCAAGAGCAAGAUCUACGAAAGAGCGACCGCCCUCUCACGAAAGACAUCGGUCAAGCACGCUCCCUACCACCCUUCGCCCGACCCAGACGACUUCGACGACGCAAAGAGCGUGCGCAGCAUCAACCUUGCGCCCCAGGGAUCCGACGCGCCAUCCUUCUCGGUCAUCUCGCGGCGCACCUCGGCGGGCUCUAGGCGUGAGAUCCUCGCUGGCCGCGGCUCUCACUCGCAGUGGAAGUCGGCCAGGGAGCUGGGCUACGACGAUGAAGGCGACUCGGUCGGACCGCAGAGGUUCGCCGCCUCGACGUCGGCCGCUCCCGACAACCCGUCCUGGCAGAAGAGGGAGAGCGGGCAUCUCUUGAGCAAUGCCUUCCGCGACUCCAUCGCCUCGGACAUCUCCUUCAACUCCAUCACCGGUCAGAAUGACCGCUCGUCCCUGUAUGACGACGGCGGCGGCAUCAGCGUGGGCGCGGCGGGCAGCUCAGGGAUACCCGCCGAUAUCUACUCGCCGGACCUGAUGCGGCGGGACUCGGUCGACACAGUGCGCAGCUCCGAGUUUGGCGAGCACGGAAGGUGGGGCCGCGCCUGGGCCAACAAGGCCGACGACGAGGAGACCGAGUACGGCGAGAGCGUCUACGGCGGAGACGAUGACGACGGUGAUGAUGCCGCCGGCGGCAGCUGGAGGUCAGAGGUCUACAGCAAGGACCUUGAGAUUGAGCCAGGUCAGGGCAGCUCACCCUUUGACCUUCAAUCCGGCUCCAAGCUCGACAGCCUCACGAUCCAGUGGAAGGCGGCGCAGCAGCGCCAACAGGCACCGGCCGAAGGAGGAACGGGCACGCAUACCCAGAUCCAGCGGCAGCGGCAACUUCGGCAGCAGCAGCAGCAAAUGCAGCAGCAGCCACAGCUGCAAAAGCAAGGAGCGACGUCCUCGCCGCUCCCGCAAAUCCACUCAGUCCCGGCCAAGGAGCACGUCGUCAACCUGACGCGGUCCACCAUAGGGUCGUCUGCGGGUGCGGGCAGCAACAAUGGCCUGCUCAGCGCUGAGCCCCCUCAGUCGCACCGUCACAGCUUCGUCCCCUCGAUCUACGAGGCCGAAUUCGACGAGGCAUCAGCUAGCGGCUCCGCAGACACGGCGUACGCGCGCCGCGACGUCGACCAGACCCCGAUGGCCGGCUCACAGAGGCAGCUCGGUCACAGGGCCACUGACUCGACCUCGACGCUGGGCUCGGGGGGCGCCAAGGUCUACGUCUACCCUCCCAGCCCGUCGGGCUCCGAAGCUUCGCGCAAAGGCGGCGCUGGCGGCGACGGCAUCGCUGGAACGGGGUCCGGCCACGCCGCACUGCCCCAAGGCAGCAGGGCAGUGGUCGAGACGAUGGACGAGUCACCCCAGCAGGCCAUGGCCGCCUACGCGAAGGGCCACCUUCUGCACCACGCCGAGGCCAGGCCGAAGGGUCCCGUGGCGCCUUCGAACCUGCUGGCCCAGCCCCACGGCUCGCCCAUCAUCGGGCAGCAGGCGAAGCCGCGCAAGACGUCGGGCCAUCCUGCGGGGCGACCGCCGCCGCCGACACCGACGACGCCGUCGUCUGGCUUCAGCCCAGCCGGCUAUGCCGAUCCCAACCGACCGAGCCCGGCUGCGGCCGCCGCAACACGUCCGGUGCUGGGCCGUGCGCGGACCGAGGCCAUCGCUGCGGCCAACGGGCGGGAGAGCAUCGUGUCCGAUCUCGACGUCGAGACGCUGCGGCUCGACGGAAGCAGCCGCAGGGACAGCACCAGCACCAUCAACAGCAUCAUGACGAGCCGAAUGUCGAUCGGCACGGUGCGCUACGAGGAUAUCGGACUGCCUGGCACGGCAGAAGAGGAGGGCGGUCAGCUGGGCGUUGACAGCGGCGGCGGCAGCCGCGAAACGAACGCGCCGAGUAAAGCUGCCUGGGACGCCAAUGCGCGGCUGCGGCCCGCAGAUCUACCCAGUCCGCGGCGCGCCUUUUCGUCGCCGAGCGGACCGGCCGCCGAGCGACAGCCGAGCCCGUCGAGGAGCAAUACCCAUCCGAUGCAGGAUACGGUGCUACCCAACGCCAGCCAGCAGUGGGGCGCCAGCACGGCCGGCGGAGGCGGCAGCCACGAUACAGCCGCUGCAAAGCGUGGCGUACCGACGCAAGCGGGUACACCGCGGGCUGCCGCUGCGCCUCCACCCCUGCGGCAGGCGAAAUCAUCGGCGGCGCUGCCGACGAUGCAGAGCAGCCUUUCGGGCUCGUCGUCGUCGCCGAUGCUCGCGGCUGGCACCGCCUCUUCUGCGGCGAUGAAGCCGACGCUCUCUGCGUUUUCCGAUUCGUCGGCCAUGUCGUCGACGACGGACAAGACGAGCAGCGCGCGGAGCACCAAGUCGCAGCAGGGCACCGACACGCGUACGGGCCCGUCGUCGGCCGAAGACUUUCUGUCGCAGGGCAUCACGUACCACGAGCAGGGCGACCUGUCGCGCUCGGCGUUUUACUUUGAGCGCAGCGCGCGCGUCGACGGCGGCUGCGUGGUGGGCAUGUGCAUGUUUGGCAUGGCGCUGCGCGAGGGCUGGGGCGCGCGAAAGGACCCCAAAAAGGGCUUUGAGUGGAUCCAGCGCGCCGCGGCCAAGGCGGGCGAGAUGAUGCAGGGCGGGGGCGUCAAGAGCGAGAGCGAGAUCAAGGCCAUCAAGUCGGAGCUCAAGCUAUCCGUCUACGAGCUGGGCAAGUGCUUUUGCUACGGCUGGGGCGUCAAGAUGGACAAGGCCAUGGCGCUCGAGUACUUUGAGCUGGCGGCGCGGCUGGGCGACGCCGAUGCCCAGGCCGAGGCGGGCGCGCUGUACGCCUCGGGCAAAGGGUGCAAAAAGGACCUCAAAAAGGCCGCCAUGUACUACCGCAUGGCCGAACAGGGCGGAUACGAUACCGUCGGUCUCAGCUGGAUCCACAAGGACAAGUACAAGUAG
Messenger RNA from Pseudozyma flocculosa PF-1, 3279 nucleotides. RefSeq lists its product as uncharacterized. The record is from RefSeq and is a predicted model, not a curated record. Lineage: Eukaryota; Fungi; Basidiomycota; Ustilaginomycetes; Ustilaginales; Ustilaginaceae. The transcript has 2 exons. Gene Ontology annotation, molecular function: protein binding. The coding region runs from base 1 to 3279 and encodes 1092 amino acids.